GCCUGGUGGGUUCGCGCUGGGGUGUAUGCCAGACCGAACUCUGAACCGAGCCAAAUCUCGCCGCCGUCAACCAUGGAUCCGAGCCGGCCACUCCUGGGGCGCGGCGCCUUCCUCUCCUCCUCGGCGCACGCCGCCGCCGCCAUCAUCCUCAUCGCCUUCCUCCUCCUCACCCUGCUCCGCCUCCCGCUCUCCCCCUCCAUCUCCAUCUAUACCCCUCCCCCCCUCGCCUCCACGCCCCACCACCACCUGCAGCACCAGGACCAUGAGGACCAGGAGCAGGAGGACGCCUCGUCCUGCGACCUCUCCUCCCCGCUGGACUGCGCCGACCCACGCCUCUUCCACCUCAUGAUGCGCAGCGCCAUCGACGCCUUCCCCGCCGUCCAUUUCGCCCGCUUCGGCCGCCCCGUCCCCGGCGACCCGCCCUCCGCUUCCUGCGACAUGGCAUGGCGCGCCCGCACCAACGCCUCCGCCUCCGCCUCCCCCACCGCCACCACCAAGGACUACCGCCGCUUCGCCAUCGCGAGGGACCCACACACCUGCGCCUACUCCGUCACCUCCAUCGGUGAUUACCACUCCGGCCCCAACGCCCGCAAGCCUCGGCCCGGCGCCUCCAACGCCACCGCCGCCCCGCCCCCGCCGCCGCUCUCCCGCUCCCAGUUCGCCGCCGCCACCUACCUCUCCUACCACGGCGGAGGCGACCGCUGCAAGCUCAUGCCACACUACAUGCGGAGCCUCCUAUGCGCCCUCGCCGAGGCGCGCUACCUCAACCGCACCCUCGUCCUCGACCUCAGCCUCUGCCUGGCGGCCUCCUACACAGCCGCCGGCAUGCCUGAGGAGGGCAAGCGCCUCGCCUUCUACUUCGACAUCGACCACCUCCGGUCGUCCGUGGUGGACAUCAUCGAGGAAAGACAGUUCUGGGAAGAUUGGGACAGGUGGGGAGCACAGGGCCAGCUCGGGCUCCGGCUCAUUGAGGACACUAGGGUUGCCCCCACCAAGUUCUCGAAAGCUAAGGACACCCUGAUUGUCAGGAAAUUUGGGGACGUCGAGCCAGGGAAUUACUGGUACCAUGUGUGUGAGGGUGAGGCAGAGCGUGUGCUCCCUCCGCCGCGCCAUGCCAUACGUUUGGCACCAAGUUUGAUGAGCAUUGUUGAUGAUAUCAUCUCAAGUAUGCAGCAAGACUUCGAUUCCGUCCAUGUUGGUGGCAGUGUUGAGGACCUCAUCCAGCGAAUCGAGGAUGGUGUUGAUGUACGAAGGCAAGUGUACAUUGCCGGAGAGGGGAUCAACACGGUCUCCAUGGAGGUGCUUAAGGCAAAGUACAACAACUUGCGUUACCUGGAUGAGUUUCAGAGGCUCUGGAGAAAAGACAGCAAGUGGUUCUUGGAGAUGAAGAGGCUCAAUGGUGGAGUUCCUGUGAAGUUUGAUGGGUACAUGCGUGAGCUGGUUGACAGGGAGGUCUUCCUCAAGGGCAAGAAGAAGGUCGAGGUGCUCCACUGAUUGCUUCUCCAAGAUAAAAUGUUGGAAGACAUGGCAUGCUUUUUCCAAUUAUGCUGCGGGGUGAACGAAGGCACGCCACAAAAAUGACGAAGAAAGACAUUUGGGCUUGCGCUGAGAGACAAGAGAAUCAGGAAAGCAUAUCUCAUUCUCAGCCCCAUUCCUCUAAUCUCUAGACUCAUGUGCCUGAUGCAUGGUCUGCUCUGUGCAUCAAGAUUUCUCUCUUAUUUAAAAUUUGAACUUAACUAUAGUAAUGCUGAGUAGCAAUUUUUUUUCUUAUCCUUUUCUUGUAUUGUAUCACCUCCAGAUCAGGGAAUCAAAAAGGCAGUACCACCACCGCAUCAUGCUGCUGUUGUUUCACACCUUGAACCAUCAAAGAGGCGGUGCCAUCGCCACCUCAUGAUGUAGAAUGCCACAUCCAGGUUCCUCUGGCAGCUCAUCCCCCAGACAAGCAUGGCUUCUUCAGGGGCAAGCUCACUCCCGUGGUAC
Molecule: messenger RNA, 1980 nt
Organism: Triticum dicoccoides
Lineage: Eukaryota; Viridiplantae; Streptophyta; Magnoliopsida; Poales; Poaceae
Exons: 2
Coding region: 73-1494 (473 amino acids)
Cellular component (GO): Golgi apparatus
Source: RefSeq, a predicted model, not a curated record